Messenger RNA from Durusdinium trenchii, 588 nucleotides. Lineage: Eukaryota; Dinophyceae; Suessiales; Symbiodiniaceae. The record is from the annotation of a GenBank genome assembly.
CAGCAGACUGCACUUGCAUUGAAGCCGGUGUUCAUGGCAGAGACUUCGUCGAAGGGUGGCAAAUACCUGAGCUACCGUGGUUCAAAAGAAAGAUGCAAACGGGUCAUGGAGUGGAUUUCGCAGAUCACUGAUGAGGAGGCCUUGCGCAGGCAUGAGAAGAACAAGAAGGUCUACGCUAAGGUCAAGGUUUCGAAAGACAAGGAUGCAUGCACGAGGAAGGGAUCCUUCUCACUACGGCUCGACGAUUUCGACAGUGAAGAGCCUUUGGAGGACCAGAUCAUGGUGAACUUCGAGCUCCUCAAGCAGUGGUUCGAGUUGAUGGGGCGAGAAACCCCCAUGGGACAUGAGAUCCAGGCAGCGAUCUUAGAAAAGAAUGAGGUCUUUCGGUUUCUGUACACGACCAAGCCGAAGUAUCAAAAGGUGGAGGCCUAUGAGGCUGCCCUAGACUGGAGGGGGUUAGUGGCAGACUUUUUAGUGACUGAAAGACGGUCAGGUGGCAGGGUCCGGACUUUUUCAACUUGCAGGUCAUGCCGCGGAUCGUGCGCCAUACGGAGCUGCUGGACCAUGUGGGGAAGAGCAGCUGGUUAG